CGUUAUGGCAUUCAAAGUGAGGAAUGCGGAAUACUUGAAACAUUCGGACAUGCGGAAGACGACCCGCGGUCGCGCUGGAAUGUUUUUGCAGAAGCUGCCAGGGCUUUCCGCGGGAGCAUGUCAGCAGCAGACAUGCUCUUGGCCACUCAGCUACAUCAAGGGGCGUACCUUGCAGCUCCUCAGCGGAGUAUGGUAGGUAUCAGCGAGCUGAACGCCCAGGCUCCUUGGAAGCAAGAGAUAUGUGAACUGAUUCGACAGGCUUCCCGUACUUCCUCAUGGCGGGGUUCAUCAUAUCUUCGCAAAGUGAGUCGGAACAAUAUAAUUUCGCUGAUCGCCCUCUUCCUACCUCCGCGUGAUGGUGACAUUUUUCGCAUGACGAAGCGAAUGAUUGAGCGCACUUGUGAACACAUUACACUCAAGCAGGAUCUCACUGAAGAAAUGGUCGUGGCUCAUGCUUGGUAUACGAUGUCACGAGCAUUGUAUGAUCCAGAGGCGCAUCAGUGCUACGAGGAGCGCAUGACCAGGGUUUCCGCAUCCAUGCUUGACUUCACAACUUCUAGCCGGGGCGUAGCAAGCUUCUAUUUCAGAAAUUGGUCCUUCGCUGUUGAUGAGGAGCGCGGCAAGCCAUCGCAAAAUGCCCGCAGACUUCAGCAUUGCAUGGAUAGGGCAUUCGUGACUUUGGUAUCUGAGUUCUUGGGGGUUCGUGACCUCGUCAUGGGGCGCAUGAGCCAGCUCACGAGCGCAAGCCAAGCCUUUCUUGCAGCCCACCGACCACACAUGGCAAGCAGAGGCUACGCUGCAGCCGCAGAGGCUGCGAGGCGCUUCCUCGACGUCUUGGCGGUACCCGAUCAUGCUCCAGGGCUCCGUGAUCUCGUGGGCUUGGCAGUCAUCGUCCGAGAGUCUGGUCGCAGCCAUGCGUCGUCUGCUGGGCACUGCUUGCUCCUGGCAGGAGAAUUGGAACGGUCCACCUCAGACACGCAAAGGCGAGCGGAGACGAUGCUGGCGGUCAGCUGCUCCUGGAAUGCAUGGCAUUUGCGUGCUCUGAGUGCUGGCCGACGAUGA
Messenger RNA from Prorocentrum cordatum, 1062 nucleotides. The record is from the annotation of a GenBank genome assembly. NCBI's taxonomy places the organism in Eukaryota, Dinophyceae, Prorocentrales, Prorocentraceae.